This is a messenger RNA of Physcomitrium patens, 3805 nucleotides long. Its product is annotated as BTB/POZ domain-containing protein At1g04390. The record is from RefSeq and is a predicted model, not a curated record. Lineage: Eukaryota; Viridiplantae; Streptophyta; Bryopsida; Funariales; Funariaceae. Gene Ontology annotation, molecular function: protein binding.
UGUAUUUGGUAGAUGCAGAAAGCAGUCGAGUUUCUCGAAGAGAACGAUCUGUCUCGGUGUUGGCAAAGGUGCCCUUUGUAUUUGCUGUCCAGCGAGUGAAAUAGCAUUUUAGAAGCCUGGAGUUGGUGCCGUGGCGUCAAUAAGUGCCUGUAGAGGUUGAGGAGCGUCAUGCGUGGCUAUUUUCUCUGAGAUCGGCUGUUGAUGAUGCUCCAUGGACGGAAGAUGCUGCUGCUGUGAGGCGGUGCGGUGGAGGCUGCCGAGUUUCGUCCAUUGAGACCAAUGCUGUAAUUACUUCUUGGGAGGGGCGUGAUCGAUAAAAACAAAUUUGGGAAGAGUUGAUUUCGAGAAGAGGGUUGGGGGUUUAGGGGAGGAGGAUGCCGAAUCAGCAUCGGGGUAGUGGUGGCGCGCGCGGAGGACAUGACGAGGAGCGUCUACAGCAACUUAUUGGCCGAAUGCGCACCGCAUUACAGCUGGGUUUGCGGCCUUCGUCAAGGAAGGAUGGAGAAUUGAAGUGGGGAAACACAGAUGCUCAGGUUCAGGGGCAGGCUGUUCGUGCAAUUGCAGCUUUUGUGGCAGUAAUACCACCCCGUUCCUUCUCCUCGUCACAGUUACAGGUACAUUUAGAAGAAGCCGUGGCAGCUCUGGAGUAUCUGCUAUCAGUCGAACAUAACACUAUCUACAGGCAGGCUGCUGUGGUAAGUGCAGGGUUGGGAAGAGCAACAAAUGGCCGUUACAUGUUACGGCUGCUAUCACCUUUAUCAUGUCUAUUGGCACCUGCUAAAGCAACGGAAGCUGUAGUAUCUGCCGCUACAGCAAUACAGAGUAUCCUUGCGACAGUUCGACCUCAAAUCUCAUUUGAUGGUACCAUGGGUGACGAUCCAGUUUGGAGAGUCUUAGAGGAUUCAGACGCCUUGAAGCAUAUUUUAAGGCGUCUAGAAGAUCCUGUUGCAACAACAUCUGAAAUCGCGGAGUGCACCGAGGUCUUGGCGAUGAUUUUGGAGCGUUGGUCAGGAGCAAGAUAUAGAGUAGGUCAGGUUGGGGCAGUCAGAUCUUCAUUACUCAAUCACUGCAUGAGCAGCGACGGGGAAGUUGCGGUGGCCAGUUUGCAAGCAUGCCAAGCCUUAGCGUUAUGUGCAGGUGUUGCAGUUUUGUUCUUGCAGGGUGGGGAUCUUUUGUGGGAGACGCUUGCGCAUUGUUUAUAUCAGUCCAGGCCUUUGCUUGUAAAUCGAGAGGCCUUACGAUUACUUUCGCUGCUUGGUAGGUUGUCAUCUUUUACUACAUUUUUCAAGGGGCCGCAUAUUCAAGUCAUCCUGGAGAGUUGUAUAAGGAAUAUCAACGAAGGGAACAGGUGGCGACUAACAGUGGUAGAACAAGGGGUAGUGGUUGAAGCAGCACACACUACUAGUGUAAUCCUGCGCUGGGCUGGCGAGCAUCAUAAUAUCGUGUUAGGAUUGGGAAUAUUUAAAGCCAUAUUCUUACAAUUGACAGUGGUAGAGACAAAGUCAGCCACAAAUGCCAAAUUUUGGGAUGGUACUCCUGAGAAAGUUGAUGUUGAAUGGAAGUCUCGUGGGCCCGGAAAGGUGACUUCUUCAUUACGCUCUCUAUUAUGGGAAAUCAUUGGCUGUUUGGCUGCCCACUCCAACUCCAUGACUACAAAGGAAGUGCUUUCAGGAAGACUACCUGCAGGACCGGGUCUUGGCGGAAUCACUGUGUUUGCAUGUGCAACACUGCUCCGAGCUUUACAUAGAAGUGGAGAUCACACACCAGUGACGACCGUGCCUGAAUCUGGUAGCGGAGAGCAGCGUAUCAGUAGUCAAGAGUUACUACAAAUCUGCAAAACAAUGUAUCUUCUCCUUUCGUCGAUUUCCCAGGAUGUCUCUGCACCAACCAAGGCGUGCAUGGAGAUUGCCAUGAAGUUUCAUGAUCAGACAUGGCUGGCCCGUCUGGUUGAAUCUUUAGCCUUUGGCCACACAGGUCCAUCCCAAGUGAAGCCUGAGGCUGUGCAGACAGCUACGAACCUCUUUGCUCUGGCGUGCUUUACGUUCUUCCCUGAGUGUCGGGAGUUGCUUCCGCAGGAAAGGACCUUGGAUGUUCUUAUGGCAAUUGUCAAAUUAUAUGGUAAUAAAGCGUUAGCAAAGAAGCAGCAGGCAUCUUCUUGCAGUACAAAGUGGAGUUUAGUUCAUCAAAGGGCUGGAAUAGCUGCAAAAACUUGCUGUGAGGAGAUAACAGAGGAUUGGGAAGGUGCUGAUACUGUUCUCUUUGCUUCCUUAUGUGCUUUUACAAAACUGAUGCAAGGGUCGUAUCGAGCAAGAGUAAUAGCCAAAAGCUUGCCAAGGGGGAGGCUCUCUGAAGCUAACUGUGCUGAGGCCCUGUAUGGCGAUACUGUCGGCUUGCUAUGGAAACUAGCAGAAAGUACUAAUGUGGCGACAGGUGUACGGUGGUGGGCUGCUGGUGGCUUAGCUUGCUUCAACAUUUACGGAUUUCCAAGCCUUCUGGGCAGGGACAUAUGUAAAAUAUUGGACGAAUCCAUGUUUCCUGACAUUAUCUUUCUUUUUAAAGAUGGAAGGCGCCUGCUUGCGCAUGGCGUUAUUUUGACAAUUCAAUGCCCCUCUGUGUUACCAAAAGGAUUAAUUCUUAAAGAAAAGAAAGUAGUUGGGGAUUAUGUUGGACACGAAAUACAACUUUCAAAAAUGGUAUCUUUUAAUUCUUUCAAGGCCCUCCUGGAAUAUGUGUAUUCUGGAGUAGUGCACCUCAACUUGGAGGAAGUUGAUGAAAUGAAGGUGCUCUCUAGAGGGUGUGGGUUGGACACUUUAACAAACUUACUCCAUGGUAGAGCUCCAGUGUGGGGCCAGCCUCCAGCCUCGUGUAAUCUAGCUUCAGCCUUGGAUUCUGGUGGCUACCCAUUUGCGGACAUCAUCCUCCGAGGAAAAUCACAAGAUGAUACUAUUGGUGAAGCAAUUCCAUGCAGAUUCGAGGAAGGGUGCAUAGAGACUUACACUCAUGUACAUGGGCAUCGAAUCAUAUUGUCCUCUCGUUGUGAUUACUACCGAGGACUUUUUUGUUCAGGAAUGCGUGAAAGUUCAGCGAAGGCCAUUGAUAUAAACGUCUCUCAACAAUCUUUACGGACGCUAUCACUCUACUGGUAUACUGGAAAGCUCACAAGACUUACAGAGACAUCAGGGUGGUGUGCAUGGAACAAUCUAGAAGCAGAUAAGCAGAUCCGUUAUCUUCAAAAUCUAAUAGAACUUGCUCAAUUUUCCGGUCAACUGCUAAUGACUGUCUUGCAAGAACAGUGCAAUCUUCUGGUGUUGCAGCAUAUGGUGGGUUGUAACCAACACCUUGGACCUUCCGUUAUAACCCAUGCAGCAAUUUGUCAACAAUGGGAACUUGUCAAUAUGUGUGCUAACUCUAUGGCUUCGGCCUACCCUCACCUGCGUGACACUGGAGCAUUAGAACAUCUUGACGAAACCUUCAGAGAUCUGCUUCGGGCAGCACAUAUUCAAUUUAUGAGAGGUUUAGAUUAAUUCAAUGCUUGUCGAUUCUGCGUUUCAUUACUUUCAAGUAAAGUCUUUGGGAGGAAUUAUGUGUGAGCGGCAGUAUAUUCUAGGUUCACUUUAAGGGCAACUUUCAUGAUAGUUUUGUAAGUAAAAGCAUAGGUAUGAGUAAAGUUGGAUGUGCUCUUAAGAGGGCCAUGCAUGUGAGUCUUUCUACCAUACAGGAGACCAUGCAAUGACGUGAAUGUAAUGUAGCUUAAAACUCAUUAUUGAUGAAUUCCAAAGGGAACCUGAAGAUUUUUCGUCCAGUA